Xiphias gladius (swordfish) is the source of this 5721-nucleotide messenger RNA. RefSeq names its product lysophosphatidic acid receptor 1 (gene lpar1). Gene Ontology annotation, molecular function: lysophosphatidic acid receptor activity. The transcript is spliced from 3 exons. The record is from RefSeq and is a predicted model, not a curated record. Lineage: Eukaryota; Metazoa; Chordata; Actinopteri; Istiophoriformes; Xiphiidae. Gene Ontology annotation, cellular component: membrane. Bases 400 to 1467 code for a protein of 355 amino acids. Gene Ontology annotation, biological process: phospholipase C-activating G protein-coupled receptor signaling pathway; neurogenesis.
GAGCGAGAGAAAGAGAGCUUGGUGGAGCCGCCGCGCCAGCGCAGGGAGGCACGGAGACGCAGCAGAGCAUCAGGGCGUCUUCAUCUGGAAAAAUACAUAAAAAAAAAAAAAACAGCGACAUACUGGUGGGAAACAGCCAGGGGAGAUAUUACUUUACUGCACAGACAUAAAAUGAAAGGGUUACCUGGCUGUAUAUUGGAUUUGGAGUCUUGUAUUUCAUCGCUGCGACUUUGACACAAGAGCUGCGCAGACAGAGUCUCUAGGAGUUGUCUGUUGGAGGAAUUUCAGGCACCACGGAUCAAACUUGAGUUGGACAUCCAGGAACCAGUCAGGGAGUAAGCUAAAGUACCUACCUACUACUCUCACUGGAAAAUAAGACGCUAAAGCACCACUAUCACCAUGGAUGAGGAACAGUGCUACUACAAUGAGACCAUCGCCUUCUUCUACAACCGCAGUGGCAAGUCCCUUGCUACCGACUGGAACACUGUAAGCAGGUUGGUGAUGGGCUUGGGCAUCACCGUGUGCAUCUUCAUCAUGCUCGCCAACCUUCUGGUGAUGAUCGCCAUCUACGUCAACAGGAGAUUCCACUUCCCCAUCUACUACCUGAUGGCCAACCUGGCAGCUGCUGACUUCUUUGCUGGACUGGCCUACUUCUACUUGAUGUUCAACACAGGACCAAACACGAGGCGUCUGACUGUUUCGACGUGGCUGCUACGCCAAGGCCUGAUCGAUACCAGCCUGACAGCGUCUGUGGCCAACCUGCUUGCCAUUGCUAUCGAGCGCCACAUCACCGUGUUCCGCAUGCAGCUACACACACGUAUGAGCAACCGACGUGUGGUAGUGGUGAUCGUCAUCAUCUGGACCAUGUCCAUAGUCAUGGGGGCCAUCCCCAGUGUGGGUUGGAACUGUAUCUGUAGUAUUACGUCUUGCUCCAACAUGGCACCAUUGUACAGCAACUCCUACCUGGUCUUCUGGGCAGUGUUUAACCUGGUGACUUUUGUUGUCAUGGUGACGCUGUAUGCCCACAUCUUUGUGUAUGUGCGGCAGAGGACCAUGAGGAUGUCACGGCACAGCUCUGGACCUCGACGCAACCGAGAUACCAUGAUGUCUCUGCUGAAAACCGUGGUGAUUGUGUUGGGUGCGUUCAUUGUCUGCUGGACACCCGGCCUGGUCAUCCUCCUCCUUGACGUGUUCUGUGCCAACUGCAACGUCCUCACUUACGAAAAGUUCUUCCUGCUUCUCGCCGAGUUCAACUCAGCCAUGAAUCCCAUCAUCUACUCCUACCGUGACAAGGAGAUGAGCGCCACCUUCAGGCAGAUCCUGUGCUGCCAGCGGCAGGAGAACGUCAACGGAACAGCGGCAGAGGGAUCUGACCGGUCGGCGUCAUCCAUCAACCACACGGUGCUCAGCGGUGGUGGUAUGCACCACCACCACCACCACCACCACAAUGAACAUUCAGUAGUAUAAAGGAGGGCUGGAUAUCAUGGAGAUUGAUCUAACUGCUUGAAAGGGUUAAUCUAUUUUGGAAAUAGUGACUGAUAAAGGGGAAACGGCGAUAUGGAAGGGUCAAGAGGGACUGCGAACAUGAUAUGAACAAAGGGCAGUAACAUGAUAAAUGGGAGAAUGAAGAUUAGGUAGAUGAAGUGGAUCUGAUGAUGAGUUGGAUGAGAUCACAAAGAAGAAGAGAAUGGCAACUAUGAAGAUAGAUGAACAGACUUAAUCUCUGUGUGGGGAAAGAACACAGGAAUAGUCUGAUCUUCAAGGACUCUGAUAGGCUGUUAGUAUUUUUGUUUAGUUGUUUAUUAUUUUCUGGUUGUGUUAAAUGUGUUGUUAUGGGCAAUGCUGAUAUGAACUAUUUAAAAGAAAUCUGUGAAAUGAAGGUAAUGCCAGUAUAACCCAUCCUCUUUCUCCAGUCUUCUCUAACUUUGUAUCCUGUAAUCAAGGGCGUUAUCAUGGGUUACUUCGAUCUAAGCACUAAUUCAUUUUAGUUGCAACAUUUUGGAUCAGAACACAGAUUUAGAACACUAUGGUUUUUUUUUUUUCAUUUAUGUUUAGGAAAAAAGACUUCAAAUCUGUGGAAAUUCAAUCCAACACAUGCCAUUUUGUAUUUAUGACAUGUAACUGAAUGUUAAUACAAGAUAUCUCUAGCAGCUUUAACUUUAACUUUAAAAUGACCUUGUGGAGACUCAAGGUCAGUUUUCUUGAUACUGUUUGGACCUUUUUCAAAGUUUAAAAAUCUUCAUACUGUAGACGCCAAAGUGACAAAUUAAUUAAUUGUCCUACCAAUUGACAUGUCUGACAUGUUUAGCAACUUACCAAAAAUACUGCAGAACUGGUCUACCCAGUAUUUAAGUAACCAGCUCCACUAUCUUUUUCCGCAUUAGAUUCGUCACUCAUCUUUUAAUGAUGAAUGACAUUACAAACUAAAUACUAUGGGGACUCAUUGUUCUACUGACUAUACUCUCCUACUAAAAAGCCCCUUUGUGAAUCCACCCCGUCAGUCUCCUUUUAAAUACACAAGGGGUCCAAGAUCUGCAAGAAUUCCUGAGUUGUUUAUUCUCUCUAAGGAAUUUAAAGUCAAGUUGUUCCAGGGAUCUUACCAAAAGGAGGAGGAGGAUGUUUGGAGCUUUAGAGCAGGCUCUGUGCCACAGUGUUAUGUGGAGACAAGGUGAAGGUCAUAUCUGGUAAGUGUUAACAGACUCCAGAUUAUUACAUGAAAUUUGCUGAGUCGUCUGCCCUGUUUAUAAAAUGUCUUUGUGUCCAUGAGGCUGACAGAGAAGGAUGGAAUGUGAAACAAUAUUCAGUCUUUCCUUGAACUUGCCCCCUGGUGGUUCUGAAACUGAAAAUUACCGUAAACUACGUAAAAUUAGAAUUCUGAAAAAAUAGAACCAGUCUAUCUUUAUAACAUUGUUAGAGGUGGCAAAGUGGGCCAUUAUGUCUUUUCAGCAUGAACAUGAAGACAAAAUGGAUAUCAGUGAAUGCCUUGCUGAAAUUGGAGUUUACAAAGUCCAUUUAGCCACAAAUGAUAUAGCAGCUGAUUAGAACAAUUCAGGCUGCAAACAAUGACCUACUCAAUUUAGCGCCAGCUGCCAGAACUGAUGAUGUGGAUGCAUCUAUGUCACUAUAUGAAUUUAAACCCAGUGGGCAGAGCCAAAGAAAAGACUAGAAUGGCUUGAUUGAAUGCAGUUUGCAAUUGACCAAAUCCACUCAUCACUUACAUCAAGUUUUAUGGCAGUUUGGGGGAAAAUUCUCAUUUUAGAAUAUGCUCAAUUACUGUUCUUUUAGGAAUUUAUGAACUACAGCACCAGAGUCUAAUAGGUGUGCGUGGUUUCAACAAACAACUUAAGGACUGUACUGAAAAAUAUCUUUCCUAUUAACCAGAAAACGAAUGACAUGCACACAUUUUUGUUCUGACUAUUAUUAUCUUAUUGGUGAUAUGAUCAUCCAGAUUAUAUUAUGUUUUGUUUAUGUCACCAUAUUAGAUGGUUAGGGUUAUGAUAAUGAUGAUGUUUACCGUAAAAUCUCUAUGAAAUGUUUACCAUACCACAACAUUGAGCAUUUUUGGUAGUCAAUUGUUAUUCCUAGCGUCUACUGACAACAAUGAUGUCGUACAGUUAAUUCUUAUGAUAAUACUCAAAGCCUUUAGGGUUUUUUUCUUACCAAACAGAAUUAGUGAGAGGUGAGCCAGAGUUAAGCCAAUGCAGUGCUGAAUGGUGUUAUAAUAUUUCCACAAGUGCACUCCCUGACUUCUGCCAUUAACUUGUGAUUCUGUGCCAGCUGAAAACCAGCAUGGUGACGUGCAUUGUUAACAAUUGCCAGCUGAACGUUUAGUCGUGACUUGAAUCAAAACACUUUCUUGGCCAGAAUACAUAGACAAACUUCCCAACAGCUGACAGCAAAGUGAAAAUCAAAGCCAAAAAUACAGGCAAAUGUUUUCCAGGAAGCGAGCUGUUUGUCAGGGAUUUAAACUGCAGUGCUAGCAUGAAGUCAGCUGGUAUUCUUAACUGUCAAAGUUGCCCAAACUUAAGUUAAGUUAAGUUAAGUUAAGGCAGCAAUUUUUUUCAAAAAUUUUGUGUGUUUUCUUACGUUUAUCCUUUGCGUUGGCCCACCUUUCACUUCUGUUAACUUCACAAGAGGGCUCAUAAUAGUAUUGGCAGCAGGAGUGCCACUGAUUGUUCAUUGACCAAAAUUUGUCAAUCUGCGACUUGGGACCCAACCCUCCAUAUUUGAGAUUCACUGUAAACGUUUUUUCUAACAAAGUAUUGAUUCAGGUUAUAUAGCAAACCAACUAAACUUUCUGUCUUUGUAUGUCUUUGUUUACCAUUGAGUCAUUCUUUGAUUACCAUUGUAAGUAUAUGUGUACAGUAUGUAUGUAUAUAAAAUAUAUUAUUCAAAGUUAAUCACCAAAGGGAAAGUGUUUUUGUGCCUGUAAAUUUAACUGUGUUAUACUCUGUCCAAAUGUACUGUAGGGUUUUGUUUAUGGAUUUUAUGUCAUGAGCUCUUUGUAUUGUGACCCUAAUUAAUGAACUUCUUGUAGACACAAUUACAGUUAUUAACUUGUUUGAGACCCAGAACUAGAUAUGUAUGUGUGCAGUGCCUUCCAGUUCUCCUCCUUAAAGGUUAACUUGACACCAGGCAGAAAAGUGGUGAUUUACUGCCCUCUCUGGUUGAAAGUUUUAGGCCUAUUCCACCUCUGUCCACACCCAGCAGUUAUGUCAUAGCGUCCUGUAAUACACUUGUACAUAACUGCAUCAAGGUGAGAAGUUUAAUCACUGGAGGUCAGUAAAGCCACGAUUUUCAGGUGGUGUUAAGUUACUCUUGAAGUUUGUGUGUUGCUAAUACUGUUGUGUUACAUUUUCCUUGAAGUAGAACAAAAAAUGAAUGUCAGUGUUGGAGUGAUAUUUCACUUUUUGUAGAAAGUUUUCAACAGAAAGCAUGAUUUUUUUGAAUAAUAAAAGAUACAGAACACGGCCUCAAAAAAUGUCAAACGAGUACAAACACAGUAGUAAUAUAUAUUAAGGUUCAAAACAGCUUCAAAUCCACAGAUGUGGGGACAAAAAUUGAGACGUAAUUGGUGAUCUUUUUUAAUUUUUUUUUUUUUUUCAGCAAGGAGACAUAAGUUUGGAGUCAACACAAAACAAAUUCCUUUUUAAGGGCAACACACACUGGUGGCGUGUGACACACGUCAAAACACCCACACCCAGUGUUUUAUAUGUAAAUCCACACAGUCUGCUGGCAGUGUCUUGACGUGCACCAAUUAGUGAUGGUCUUCAGAAAUGCAAAAGUUUUAUUAUAUUUAAUCCCAGAUUGUCAUCUGAUGUUUGCUGCAGGCUUCAAGUCAUGCAGUGCUACAUGACACAGCUGGUAUGUGUUGCACUUUCGUCAUGUCAAGUCACAUCACGUUAUGCUAUACCAAACAUUACUGUUGAUCCUAAAGAGUAUACACAAAUCAGAAAGAUUUUGUUUUUCCAUGGCGAAACAUUGCUUUAAAAGUUCAACCCCCAAUUUAAUAAAGUGUGUACCAGUAGUUUUUAGAAAGUAAUUCUGAAACAUACUAUCUAUACUGUAGGGGUCAAUAUCAAUGAAUGUCCACCCAGAGUCAUAGUGUUGAUAUCCCAGCAACAAUAAAGACAUGAGAAAAGUCUGAAUUGUUGUGUUUUUAAUUUGAAAUUUGGUUUUGUUGAAAUGAAAGCAGCUAAAAUGGUCUCAAAGAUACUUAAA